AAAGAAACCGUACAACAAAAGUAGGUGCACAAAACAAAGUUUGUUUACAUCCAUUUUGUCAUUCCACGUAGAGAGAGGUUCGAUAUCAAGCCACCAAAAAUGUUAUCAGCAAUGAUUAAGGAUCACCAGGCUCGACAGGCUGCCAAAAAGGAGGAACAAGAGCGACGUCGAAAGGAGGCAAUCCUGUCUGCGAACGAACUAACUCAGAAUCUUGUCGACCACCUUAAUGUGGGCGUUGCUCAAGCCUACCUGAACCAGAAGCGGCUCGAUGCGGAAGCCAAGCAGCUGCACGUAGGUGCGACGAAUUUUGCGAAGCAAACCCAGCAGUGGCUGACGCUCAUCGAGAAUUUUAAUGGAUCGCUGAAGGAAAUUGGCGAUGUCGAAAACUGGGCCAAAACCAUCGAGAACGAUAUGAACGUCAUUACGACUGCACUGGAGAUUGCUUAUAAAACGAGUCGUGAAAAGUAGAUUAGUUAUUGGGAGUGUGGUUGAGGAACUUCUUCAAAGUGAUUUUAUUUAUUUUACAAUAUAUCUUUUAAACCAAAAAAA
Messenger RNA from Culex quinquefasciatus (southern house mosquito), 549 nucleotides. It is a transcript of the gene Blos1, whose product is annotated as biogenesis of lysosome-related organelles complex 1 subunit 1. The record is from RefSeq and is a predicted model, not a curated record. NCBI's taxonomy places the organism in Eukaryota, Metazoa, Arthropoda, Insecta, Diptera, Culicidae. Bases 100 to 468 code for a protein of 122 amino acids. Gene Ontology annotation, biological process: endosomal transport. Gene Ontology annotation, cellular component: BLOC-1 complex. The transcript has 4 exons.